AUGGCUCACACAAUCCGAUGGGGUAUCAUGGCAGCUGAAACGAUCUGUUCACUAAUUACCUGCUCAGCGUUCGUCCGUGAUCUUCUGAAAGAUCCCCAGGCUCGCGACGCCGCUGACAUCGCCCACCAAGUGGUCGCGGUCUCCUCGUCGUCCUCAAAGACCAGGGCCGAUGAGUUCAUUUCAAACCUCAGCAUCCCGGCCCCAUGCACUGCAUACGGCUCCUACGAGGCUCUGGUUGCGGAUCCCAACGUCGACGUCGUCUAUGUUGCUACUCCACACUCCCACCACUACCAGAAUGUGAUGCUGGCGCUGGAGGCUGGCAAGAACGUCCUCUGUGAGAAGGCCUUCACCGUGAACGCCGCCCAGACAAAGAUCCUCUGCGAGACAGCCCGCAAGAAGAACCUAUUUCUCAUGGAAGCCGUGUGGACGCGCUACUUCCCUCUCAGCAUCCAAGUCCGCGAGCUUAUCCAGAAAGGCGAGAUCGGCGAGGUGCUCCGCACCUUUGCUGAUACCAGCUUUGGCGACGACGUCGAGGAGAAAUGGGGUACACAGCACCGCAUGGUGAACCCUGACCUGGCCGGCGGCGCCCUCUUGGACUUGGGCAUCUACUCGCUUACUUGGGUCUUCCAGACUCUCUACCAUACUCUACCCCGUGACCAAAGGAAACCCCCGACUGUCACAUCCCAGAUGACCCCGUACCAUCUCACCGGUGCCGACGAGGCCACGACCAUCCUGCUCAACUUCCCCACCAGCACGCCCACCAACGGCCCGCACCCCCAGCGCUCGCACGGCGUGGCCAUGACCAGCAUCCGCCUCUCCGGCGACCCAGACGAUAAGGCCACCGCCGGCCCGAAUAUCCGCAUCCAGGGCACCAAGGGCGAGAUCCAGGUAUUUGGUUUCCCAUUCCGCCCUCUCCGCUACCGGGUCAUCCCAAAGAAAGGCUUCGGCGAGGUGCGGGAAGUCGAAUGCCCGUUCCCCAGCCAAGGCCACGGCAUGUACUGGGAAGCGGAUGAGGUGGCGCGCUGCCUACGGGACGGCAAGUUAGAGAGCGAAGGUAUGCUGUGGGAAGAGAGCAUUGCCAUUAUGGAGGUUAUGGAUGAGGUGCGCAAGCAGGGUGGCUUGACGUAUCCAGAGAGGAUUGAGUCAACCCAGUAUCCUCUGCAGCUGUAA
This is a messenger RNA of Penicillium macrosclerotiorum, 1170 nucleotides long. Its product is annotated as Gfo/Idh/MocA family protein. The transcript is spliced from 3 exons. The record is from RefSeq and is a predicted model, not a curated record. Gene Ontology annotation, molecular function: nucleotide binding. Lineage: Eukaryota; Fungi; Ascomycota; Eurotiomycetes; Eurotiales; Aspergillaceae. The coding region runs from base 1 to 1170 and encodes 389 amino acids.